Molecule: messenger RNA, 909 nt
Organism: Diospyros lotus (date-plum)
Lineage: Eukaryota; Viridiplantae; Streptophyta; Magnoliopsida; Ericales; Ebenaceae
Exons: 6
Coding region: 94-630 (178 amino acids)
Cellular component (GO): chloroplast thylakoid membrane; chloroplast inner membrane
Source: RefSeq, a predicted model, not a curated record
UACAAGUAGUGAUAUUACACUUCGAAAUCAUCGAGCUUGCUCAGAUUCAUCUUCCCCUUCCCUCUCUCUCUCUCUGGGUGUAGAAUUAUCAGGAUGACGGUUCUUUCGAAUUCACUCGUGUCUGUGAGAAACCCACGGACCCAGUUUUUCUCAGAUUCUUUGAGUUUCUCUCUUACCCUCACUCCUCUUUUAACAGGUUCGUCUUUGAUGCAAGUGGACCAAUGUUUUAGCUCCAGGAAAUUGUUUAUCAACACCACUCAACAAGGCAAAGCAAAAGCACCGAAGCACAGGACAUUGACAGUGCAAGCAAGGGAUGGUGGAACACCAAAUACUGCAAGUAUUUUUGUGGGUGGCUUUGUAUUGGGAGGGGUUGUUGUUGGAGCGCUAGGUUGUAUAUAUGCACCCCAGAUCAGCAAGGCACUGGCAGGAGCUGACAGGAAAGAUCUGAUGAGAAAGCUGCCAAAAUUCAUAUAUGAUGAAGAGAAAGCUUUGGAGAAGACACGUAAAAUACUGACUGAGAAGAUUGCACAGCUCAAUUCUGCCAUAGACGAUGUCUCUGCGCAGCUUCAUGCCGAUGAUGACCCAAAUGGAACUGCUGUGAACCCUGAUGAACUCGAAGCUUCUGUAUGAUAAACUCCAAGCUUUGGUAAGAUGAAAUGCUGUGACCCUGUUGAACUGGAAGCUUUGGUAAAUGUUCUUCCUGAUCUCAAGGACCCUAUAGUGGUUAAAUUUAUUGUCUGUUACAAGCGAGAGUGUUUGAUGUCCCCAGUCUUUUCAUAUCCAGUUACCUUCAUAUUGUUGUAUGAACAGUGAGAUUCAAUGUCUGUAAUUUGAGUCUCUUAUGGUGACCUCCUCUCUUUUAUCAGCUAAAUCUAUGAACGCCCUUUGCAUGGUUGAGAUUAUGCACAA